AUGACGAAUUUUAAUGCUCUGAAGGUGGCAUGUGACGAGGAGAGAGCGUCAGGAUCUGAGCCGCUCUGCAGUCUGCAUGCAGAAACACUCAGCUUGUUCUGUGUGGAUGAGCAGCAGCUGCUGUGCCGCGUCUGCAGUGAGUUAGAGAGACACAGCGAACACAAGCUGCAGCUCGCCAACGAGGCCGGAGAGCAGGCCAAGAAAACCCUGGAGGAUUCCCUGAAGCCCUUAAGAAAGAGGAUGAGGCUCAUCCAUGAAGUGAAGGGAAGCUGUGAUCAAAGUGCAGGUCACAUCAAAACUCAGGCUGAAGCUACAGAGAGGAAGAUCAAAGAGGAGUUUAAAAAGCUUCACCAGUUUCUGGAGGAAGAGGAGGAGGCCAGGCUGAAUGCACUGAGGGAGGAAGAGGAGCAGAAGAGUCACAUGAUGGUGGAGAUCAGAGCGCUGAGCAGAGAGAUCUCAGAUCUGUCAGGAAUAAUUAAAACCACAGAGCAUGAACUGAGAGCAAAAAAUGUUCAGUUUCUGCUUAAUUACAAAGAAAUGGUGGAGAGAAUCCAGGAGCAGCCGGUUCCUGAUGAUCCAGAGAUGAUCUCAGGAGCGCUGAUCGAUGAGACCAGAUAUCUGAGAAACCUGAGCUUCAACGUCUGGAGCAAAAUGAAGGACAUGAUCUCCUUCACUCCUGUCGUCCUGGAUCCAAACACAGCCCAUCCAGACCUCACUCUGUCCGACGAUCUGACCAGUGUGACGCACGGCACGGGAAAACAGGAACUUCCUGACAAUCCAGAGAGGAUCAACCACUUCUUUUCUGUCGUCGGCUCGGAGAGUUUCACCUCAGGAUGUCACAGCUGGGAGGUGGAGGUAGGACAAAACGAUGCCUACGUUCUGGGUGUGCUAGCGGGGUCAGAUGUGAGGAAAGGCGUCAUCUGGCCCGGACUGUGGAGGAUCAUGUUCUGCAAAGGAGAAUACAAAACACUUUCCCUAACAGAUACAGGAUCUGACGUCUCUGUGAAGGGAAACCCAAGAAGGAUCCGAGUUUUUCUGGACUAUGAUGGAGGACGGCUGUCGUUUUCAGAUGCAGAAACUGGAGCACACAUACACACCUUCACACACACUUUCACCGACAGGUUGUUUCCAUACAUCAGCACCUGGAGCGGGGUCACAAUAAAGAUCGCACCGCAGAAAAUCACUGCUGCAGUGGAAGAGCAGCUUUAGAAACUCUACUGUCAGAAAAUGUUUCCUCACUAAAUGGCGACACGUUCUGACCAAAAAUGUAGUGAAUACAAUGAAUGUACAUUAUUAAUGAAAAGUUUCAUAGCUUAUGCUCUCAGAGGAACUCUCAUGAUUUUUAGUUUAUUAUGAAGGAAUGUUCAGGAAUUAUAAUAGUUUUUAGUCCUUUCAUUUUAUUUAUUUUAUGAAGGUGUUUCUAAUUGAUCAGCGUAAAAAAAUUGAUUCUGCUUGGAGAAAUGU
Poeciliopsis prolifica (blackstripe livebearer) is the source of this 1464-nucleotide messenger RNA. Its product is annotated as E3 ubiquitin-protein ligase TRIM39-like. The transcript has 2 exons. The coding region runs from base 1 to 1209 and encodes 402 amino acids. Gene Ontology annotation, molecular function: zinc ion binding; protein binding. Lineage: Eukaryota; Metazoa; Chordata; Actinopteri; Cyprinodontiformes; Poeciliidae. The record is from RefSeq and is a predicted model, not a curated record.